Messenger RNA from Archocentrus centrarchus (flier cichlid), 3554 nucleotides. It is a transcript of the gene zfp64, whose product is annotated as zinc finger protein 64 homolog (mouse). NCBI's taxonomy places the organism in Eukaryota, Metazoa, Chordata, Actinopteri, Cichliformes, Cichlidae. The record is from RefSeq and is a predicted model, not a curated record. The coding region runs from base 205 to 2274 and encodes 689 amino acids. Gene Ontology annotation, biological process: regulation of gene expression. Gene Ontology annotation, cellular component: nucleus. The transcript is spliced from 6 exons.
GCAUCUGUAUCAGUGUAGGCAGAGAAGUGAAGGGCUACUGUCAUUAAUAUGCAAACCGUGGCGGAUUUCGCAUUUUAAAACGGGUAGUGAUGUUCUGUUGGCUACUUUUUGAUCCCAUUCGGGUUAUUUUAAAACUAUGAUGGACGCCGUGAGGGCUUAGAGGAACCAGAAAAUGAGCUGAUCUCCAGCAAAACCACCUCGAAAAUGGCAGCAUACAGCGCUGAAGUGGCUGCAGGACAUUCUGUGGUGGUGGAGGUGAGCCCAGAUAUCCACAUCUGUGGUUUCUGCAAAAAGCAGUACAAUAAUUAUAAGGCCUUUCUGGCCCAUAAGCAAAAUGAAUGUUCCCUGCCCACCUCUGAUGCACCAACCACUACUACCACAGCCACCCUCACAGACUCCAGCACUGAGUUUGUUUUCGAGGAGACCUACCAGACCUGUGUUGUGAGAGGUGUCAAAAAGAUCCUGACCAAAGCCCAGAAAACACCUUCCAAAAAAUUAAAACCUGCCCUGACUUCAAAGAGACACAGCUGCUGUUUCUCAGGUUGCACUUUCAAGACACAGUAUGGCCAAAAAGACAUGGAGCGGCAUCUUAAAACUCACACCGGCGAGAAGCCAUUUGAAUGCGAACUGUGCCACAAGCGCUUCAGUCGGCGGGACAAGCUCAACAUGCACAGCCGCUCGCACACAGGUGAAAAGCCGCACAAAUGUAAACACUGCCCCUAUGCAGCAGCAGACAGCAGCAGCUUGAAGAAGCACCUGCGUAUCCACUAUGAUGAACGGCCGUUCAAAUGCCAGAUCUGUCCUUACGCCAGCCGCAACUCCAGCCAGCUUACCGUGCAUCUCCGCUCGCACACAGGAGAUGCACCUUUCCAGUGCCAGCAAUGUGAUGCAAAGUUCAAAAUAAACUCAGACCUGAAGAGGCACAUCCGGAUCCACUCUGGUGAAAAGCCUUACAAAUGUGACUUUUGUGAGUACCGCUGCGCCAUGAAAGGCAACCUGAAAUCUCACAUUCAGAUCAAGCAUGGUACGGAGAACUCCUUUCAGUGCGUGCACUGCGAUUUCAAGUGUGCCAACAAGACUGCUCUGCGACAGCACACGAGAGAACACCAACCCAUUCAGCCCAUUCUGUGUUCCAAGUGCACUUACUCUUGCUCCAGCAAGGGGGCGCUCAAGGUUCAUGAGCGGAUACACUCUGAAGAGCGCCCUUUCAAAUGUGACUUCUGCAAUUUUGCCUCCAAGCAGCGCAGCAACCUCGUCAUUCACAAGAAGAAGUGUCACUCGGAUAAGCUUGAGAAAGGCAGCGAUGGGAAGGGUGGCAGAGGUGGAGGGAAAAGUUUAGGCACUGACUCUCCAAAGCCCGUCAGCUCUCGGUAUCGGGCCAAAUUGGAUGCAGCUCGAGCGUUUUGCUGUGACUCGUGUGAUGCUUCGUUUGUGAGGGAGGACUCCCUGCGAAGCCACAAGAAGCAGCAUAGGGACACUCAGAAUGUGCUGCAACUGCAGCUCUCCACCCCAGCGGAUGCAGUUAACUUGGUUCCCGUUACCAUGUCGCAGAGCAACGCUCAGCUCGAAGUUCCUAUCUCGUGUAGCCCAAUGCCUCCUUAUAGUAAUGCACAGCUUAAAAUCAUUGUAUCUCACCCUUUAGGCCCGGAUAACUCCUUAAUCUCAACUGGUGAAGAUGGCCAGAAUAAGAGUAACGUGGUGUUGCUUAGCCCAGAAAACCAGGACAUGGUAGUCAACUCCAUGAUACAGCAGGUUAAUCUGCUGGCACCUGUACAAUCCCUUGGGUCAUCCCAGACCACAGAAGCCACCCUCGAACCCCAGACUGUCCUCUUGACUCAACUCAGCACAGAAGAUGCCAGCAACCCUCUCCACCAGGCCCUGCUGCAAACGGCCAUAACCGCUCAGGACUCCAGCAGCAGCACCCAGACCUUCAUCACCACCUGCUCUGAACUGGAGGGCCUCAACGCUUUGAUCCAGGAAGGCGGCACAGAGAUUACAGUGGUUACAGAAGGAAACACUGCUUUGGUGACCACAGCACCUCUGCCUGAUGUGGACAUGUCCAAGCCGGCGGAGGCAGUGACAGCUGAGGAGAGUGCCUUACCCUGUGAGGAAAGUGCGUUGCUGGUGCCAAACAUCAGCCUGAGCAGCCAGAAUGUGGUCAUCCACGGUGUUCCACUUAUAGUGUCCACUCAGCCGCAGCAGAGCACCGUGGAUCAGCUCUCCGCUCACACUCUCUACUCAGAUUCACACACACUGGAAAGCAUCCCACAGUGAGCGGACGGUGUUGUGCGUUUCUGAACGUGAAAAGAGUGAAACUGCAUCAUAAGCUACUUCUCUGCUGAUAGCAGCUCGUAGGUCUAAAGGUAACCACUAGAACAAGAGAACUGUUGACUUUGGAGGCAUAAUUGUUUAGUUUUUACAUUUUAGAAUAAAUAUUUCAUUCACACAUCAUUUCAUACAGUCUUAUUUUCAAGCAUCAUGUUUGGAGGCAUCAGAAAUUUAAAGGACACGUAUCAUGCUUUUAAAACCUUAUUUUUAUAUGUAAAUCAUUCACUUGUCGUCAAUUCAAAGUAGAACUGCAGUGCUUUGGUAUGAAUUUCUUAUUAUUGUAGCUCCACAGACCCCUCUUUUUCACCUUUUUUGACGUGCGUCUUAGAGCAACCUAUUUUAGUGCGGUCUCUUUAAAUGUGAAUGAGACAUUUCACGCCCCGCCCUCCUCCAGGUUGCACAGCGGUCAACUCCACCCCGUUCUGACAUUUUUGUAGUUUGAUAGCAGCGAUACGAUUACGGGCGAUACGACUACCGGCAGAGCAACCUUUUAUUCACAAGUUUAUUAAAAAUGUCAACAACGGAAGAGUUAUCCAUCCAGCCCUAUAUGUUUGACCCAGAGACUGACCCAGAGCAGGAGAAUGAAGACGACGAACCUACGUGCAACUUCGGCAUAACGAAACUGGACUACAAAAUCACUGCGCGAAAAAAAACAUUUUUAAAAAUGGCGGAUUCACGAGAUUGGUUAACCGGAUGUCCAUGCCCUUGUUGAGCAGUUCCACGGCAAGUACUGUGACGUCAGAGGACAGAAAACGUCACAGGGACUAGAGAAAACUGAACAGCCUGAAAAAUAUGACCCCAAAAAGAAUAUAAAGAUAUCUACGCAACACUGGAACAGAAUGCAUUUAAAUUUCCUGCACUGCUACACACUGAAAGUACACAACACAAUGUAUUUAAGGGCUAAAAAAAGUGGAUACGUGUCCUUUAAAGUAAACUUUGUUUCAAUUAAUAUAUUUAAUUGAAAUAAGCUUUAUUUUAAAGCGGCAUCAUUCAAAAACAUUUUACAGAAUAAAUAAUGUUGCAAAUGAACAAAAUGUGAAAGUGACUGAAUGUAUUUGUACGCUGUAUUUUUAUGUUUGUCCAUAAGGUGGCAGCAGAGUGGCGAGUAAAAGGAUGAAGUUAACUCUGCUUUCUGGAGUAUUCAGACUGUAAAUGUACUGCUGCCUUGUAGUAUUGAUUAUACAUAUUCUGUAUGGAUAGCUUUUUAAAAACAAAUAAAUAUUUUC